This is a messenger RNA of Puccinia graminis f. sp. tritici CRL 75-36-700-3, 3421 nucleotides long. RefSeq lists its product as uncharacterized. Lineage: Eukaryota; Fungi; Basidiomycota; Pucciniomycetes; Pucciniales; Pucciniaceae. The transcript has 14 exons. Gene Ontology annotation, cellular component: membrane. The record is from RefSeq and is a predicted model, not a curated record. Bases 374 to 3421 code for a protein of 1015 amino acids. Gene Ontology annotation, molecular function: ATP binding; ATP hydrolysis activity; ABC-type transporter activity.
CUGGGCUUGUUUUAUGUGUGCAACUCUGCAACGACAGCCAUCUCGUUGGAAGCUGAUCUCUCAUAUCCUUUUUUUUGGCAGGCCUUUUUCAAACCACAGGUGACAGCCCAGCUUCCCGAUUCCCCAAGCUUGAAAUAUCAUUCUUCCGUCGGGAUUGUAAAACCAGCCCGGCAAAGGUCUUGGCAAUUCUAGCUACAUAGCUUCCUCAGCCUUCUUUCCGGACAGACUGCGCUCUUGUGUACACGGAAAAAGCUUCCAAGACUUUCUUGAUUUUUCAAUCAGGCUCGGCCCGCUCAACGUAGCUGCCAGCAAUCAACUCCAACGGGUCUGGUCCUGGGAGUUAGGCGAGCCUGGACUCUCGGCUCUGGAGUACAUGUAUGCGCCUUUCUCCCACUUUCGGCCAUCCAUGAUGCAGUGCGCUAAAGAACUUCGUACCACCCGUUGCAGAGCAGGCAUCGCCAUCCUGCUCAUCACCCUCAUCUCAUCCUCCGAAGCUCAAAGCCUGUGCUCCGGCAGCUCGCCACCUUCUCCUGGAUGUAUCUGUUAUCCUGGCCUAACCAACGCUCCCGAUUGCAACCGACUGGCUUGCGGUAGUCCUUACCAGAAUUCAACCUCCAGAGCUCCCUUCGACCCUACUCUAGCAGGGGCAUCUGGAAGCUUGGGUUGCGGCGACCAGUGCACCCCCGGAUUCGCUGGGUCUAGCUGUAACAUCUGCCAAAAUACCGAUGCGUGUCAAAAAGGAAUUACAGCCGCUUCAUCCUCCGGCUCCGGGACUCCGUUCGGCUUGAGCUCCGCUGCGACUGGGGACGUAAUUUGCAGCAAGGAGCCCAUCGCAUUUACCGCUAGUUUUGGCGAAUGUUCAAUUGAUAAUCCCAUGAUUAAAUCAUUCCUUCCCGGUAAGCUUCAGGCCUCCAUUCAGCGCUACCCCGAUCCCACGUCAGCCUCAUUACCUACCUCGAGCAUCGCUGGACUUUCGGCCGGAUGGACUACUGUGCAACUCUUAUACGCACCGAAUACUACUGCACCCUUGCAAGAUCAAUUUUCAUGCGAAGCCAACAAUUGUACACAGCAAGUCAGCAAUGGAAUUUACAGCAUGACAUGUCAAUCUCUAAAAUGCAAAUGUAGCCCUGGCAGCUUUCUGUGUGGGGGAGGGGCGAUUGAUCUCUCGACUACAAUCAAUACGAUUUCCGGUGAUGUCGGAAUGGACUGUCCUUUGGGUGAUAAUUCUACCACAUCAGGUCCGGCAGCACCAUGUCACAUCAAAAUGGGACUUCUGAAGAACAUCUUUGGUCCCCAGGGUUUCAGUCUUACCGACUGUCAAUUCGGAGAAUGUGUUCAAAAGAGACUGGCUGCGUCCAAGCGGAAAGAACUGCUCGACGGAGGCAAGUCGUCGAUCAGUAGCGGGCUGAUUGCCGGACUGGCGGUUGUGGCGCUCAUCAUCGCCGCUUUCUUCGGGAUCAUCGGUUUUGGUUUCUACCGACAACGUUGUGCUAGGAAAACUGUAGGAAGUUCAUCCCUAUCGACAUCAGCUGCCGCUCAGGUCGAAUGGAGCAACUUGAGAUAUUAUCUUCCCUUGAAGUCCGGCGCCAGUUCACUACUUCGCAGACGUAGGGUUCAAGCAGCACCGCGUCCUGCUGAUAUGGAAGCCACCAAGUCCAUCACCGCGUCUUCGAGCUGUUCCCUCCCACCAAACACUCUUUCUUAUGGACCCCAAAUACUCUGCGGCUUGAGUGGCUCUGUGGGCGCUGGUACAAUGAUGGCAAUAUUAGGACCCUCUGGUGCUGGUAAAAGUACGUUUUUGGAUGUACUGGCCGGACAACAAAAAGCAGGCAAAAUUUCUGGACGACGGAAUAUAUUUCUAGCCAGCGAACCUGAUGAGCCCAUAGUCAUUGGAUUCGUGGACCAAUCCGACAUACUUCCACCCACCAGUACGGUCCGCGAAGCGCUGAUGUUUUCGGCUCGGUUGAAACUGCCCGAGCAUGUGUCCUCCGACGAGCGAAGCCGCCGGGUAUCUGAAGUGGUUGAUCUGCUCGGGCUUUCCAACGUCGUUGAUUCGCGCAUCGGGGACGAUGAGAAACGAGGCUUAUCGGGCGGCGAACGUCGGCGCUUGAGCAUUGGUCUUGAGCUCAUCGCUCGACCCUCCGUCUUGUUCCUGGAUGAGCCUACUUCUGGAUUAGACUCGGUUUCUGCUCUGCGGGUCGUCAAGGUUCUUAAGGGAUUAUCAGCUGGAGCUACCAAUGGACACGGCACAACAAUAAUUUGCAGUAUUCACCAACCAAAUUCUCAAAUAUAUCAUGCCUUUGAUCACGUCUGUCUGCUUGCACUCGGUGGUCGUCAAAUAUACUGUGGGCCCACGUCCGAUGCCGUGAGUUAUCUGGGAUCCCGGGGACUAAAAUGCCCUGCUGAAUACAAUCCUGCCGACUUUUUGCUAGAGGUAGCGUCAGAGCCGCCGGUUGGGUUUCUAGAGCAUUGCAUGGAAGCAGACCAGGUCAAGUCUGAAAUCACGAAGGACGAAGCAUCCUCACAGUUUCCACCACCCGCUCCUAAAAACGUGGUGGGAAAAUUCGGCGAGCCUAUUGCUACAAUGAUCACUCAGCUACAAGUCAUUUCCCGCAGGGAAUGGCUAUGUUUGAAGAGGGAUCCGAGCUUGUUUUGGUUCUUGAACAUAUUAUCAGUAAUUAUUGGGGUUUUCGUCGGUGCGAUGUUUUUCCAAGUAAACCUGAAAAUCUCUGGCUUUCAAAAUCGCGUUGGGUCUAUGUUUUUCACCUGCGCUGUAUUCGUCUUCAGCUCUUUAUCAGCGUUGACAAAUUUUUACCGGGUGAGGGUAUUAUUCAUGCGGGAACGGGCGGCCGGGUUUUAUUCCCCGACGGCAUGGCUGAUAGUCCGGGCUUGCUUUGAUGUGAUUCCAUUGAGAGUUUUGCCGAUGUUAACGAUGGGAACAAUCAUCUAUUGGAUGGUAGGCCUGACGAAUGAUGGGACACAUUUCGUCAAAUACCUUUUGGUCUUACUCGAACUCGGUCUGGUCCAAACGAUGUUCUGCAUGUGGCUCGGGGCCAGCAUUCGCAACCUAGGCACGGCCGUCUUUUUAGCUAGCAUGGCCAACUUGCUUCAAUUAGGCUUUGCUGGAUUUUUCGUCAACUUGACCAGUAUGACAAAGGUGCUGCGGUGGGUCCAAUACGUUAUACCCCUUAAAUUCGCACUAGAGGCGAUGUCUGUUAAUGAAGUUUCGGCAGGCUUAAUGAUUAAUGAUAACCUUCAGGGCAUAAAUGUCAGAGUGUCCGCCAGCAUGAUUAUGGGUUUGCUGUUUGGAUUUGAAGAGGAUGCGUAUUGGAGGAAUGUCAUCAUCUUGUUUGGAUAUUUCUUGUUUCUAGCCAGUCUCUUGAUUCUUACAGUAAUUCGCAAGCUGAGGCAAGUGAAAUAA